Limulus polyphemus (Atlantic horseshoe crab) is the source of this 889-nucleotide messenger RNA. RefSeq lists its product as uncharacterized. Lineage: Eukaryota; Metazoa; Arthropoda; Merostomata; Xiphosura; Limulidae. The transcript has 11 exons. Gene Ontology annotation, cellular component: microtubule; spindle pole; centrosome. Gene Ontology annotation, biological process: positive regulation of cytokinesis. The record is from RefSeq and is a predicted model, not a curated record. Bases 134 to 889 code for a protein of 251 amino acids.
UUUAUUUCUAAAAAGUGAGUUAUGUGUUAGACAAUUAUUACGCGGUUUCAUCACAAAGUUUACUACGCGAUGCACAUCAUAUAAUUGAGAAAAGAGACAUAUUGAGAUUGUGGAAUUAAACACAAGUAAAGGGAUGUCAAACCUUUUUGAACGUGAAUUUGAUAUGAGUUCUGCCGACGUUUUACAGCGCCAGAAACAGCUUGAGAGGAUUGAAGAAGAAAAGGCUAAAACGAAAAUGGCAAAAGAAAUUCAGAGGCGCCAGAGAGAAGAGGAAAAACGGCGGGAUAUGGAGAUGUUAAUGAGUUAUAAUCCGUGGAACAAGCCAGGAGCCGGAGCUCCAAAGGAAGAUUUAAAGAGACAAAAACUUGUGGAGGCACAACUGGGUAGUAACAUUGAAGAAGACGACGAUGUUUUGGGAGUAGAAAUGAGGAGACAAGAAGAAUUAGCAAGAAAAGAACGUCUGAAACAGAUGCAAGAAACGCAAAUAAAACAUUUUGAGGAGGAGGAGGAGGUAUAUCAGCCAUGGGGUAAAGGUUUUGGAAAUCCUGAACGAGACAAUCGAGGAAAUAUUCGCAGACAUAAGUUUUCAAAUGAACCCCAACAGGGAGCUUUGGAACCUCGACCCCCGACCCAAGAGUUGGGAGUAGCUCUGCCUUUGAGCAAUCGUGGUGGGAACGGUGCCCCUCAAUUAACUGCAAGUGGGAACCUGAAGACUCGGCUAAAGAAAACACUGGAUACUUCGACAGCUCCCGAUCACGUCAACGGAGCUAAUGCUCCGCCACCUUCCGAGGAAGAGGAAAAUUACUACCCCUGGGGAAAAACUGGAGCCGGGGCUCCUCUGAAGGAAAAGAACAUAGCUGGAAGAGACUUUAUGGAAAAGAUGAGAUGA